UUACCAUCGAUUGUCAUUUGUUUACGAGAUGCGGUAAAUGUUUUAUAGUACUGUAUCGUAGCACGCUGUUUGAAGUUUGUUAGUGUAUUUUCUUCUUAACUAGACAACAUGAUAUUGAAAGAGUAUAGGAUCUGUAUGCCGAUGACGGUGGAAGAGGUAUGUUUUACUUAACCGUCGUAAUUUUGAACGUGAUGAAAUGUCGAUCGUCUGUAAGCGAAAAGACACGCGAGACCCAGACGUCAGCUCGAAACCAGGUUAAUCGAGGAUAUCUUCUUGAUCAAGUUCAGAUUUGUAUUUUCAACCGAUAUUUCCAGCAUUACUCUAAUUAUAUAAUAAUAUGAAUUUUUUAUACUAGUAUGAACUUGAACUUUGACAGCAGGAUUUUCUCAACUUGAGCGACUUGCUUUGGAUAGGUUUGAAGAUCACAUAAGCAAUUUCGCCGCGCAAUAAUUUGGGGUCACCGCCAAGUUGUGCGGAAAUAGAUCGAUAAUAUAUGUAGCUUUCUGGAUUCGGUUACUUGUUAUUUGAAAGUUUAUAGUCUGCUUUAUGGUCGCUAGAUCUUCUGUCGAAGCUUGUGAGGUUUCGCUUCGUAAUGGACAAAAUUACCGAUAAAAGUUGCUGUGUUGCGUGCGUUAGGCGGGAAUGAAACAAAGUCCAGAAAUAGUAUCUGCAUUUGAUGAUUGUUUCAGAUAAAUGAACUUUUAGAGUUGCCCUUAAAGCUAGAUUAAAAUCGAAAUGGAUCCGUUGUACUAUCUUUUGUGUCGAACUAACAGCGAUAUUUGUGCUAAUAACAGCCGAAGGGCUCGGUGCUAUUCGAAUGACCACGAAAUAUGCGUGAUUCUCUUUUUUUUGUCUUUCUUGUACUUCUGAGAAAGCGAAAAGCUCGACUCUAAUUUGUGAAUUAAUGUGUAAAUAUCCUUUUCGGACUUUUGGAUUAAAAAAUUUGUGCAAUAUCUUUAUUUUUAACCCUAAUUUGCAAGUUUUCUUAAUGGGGUGAAGUGUUUGAUGAAAGCCCCUCCUUAUCUCGAGUUUCAGGUAAUUUAACUUUUGUUGAUUAGUAAUUUCCUGGAUGAAAAUAUUAUCAAUUUCCGAGCAAUAAUAUCGUUUUCGAUCGUUAAAUUUAAUGCAAAAUAUAUUGCAUGCAAAUUUGUUUUAACACGCUUGACAAAUUUUUUUAUUAAAUUUUAUGAAACGUUUCCAAAAUAUCUUAGAGAACAAAACUUUGUUAUCAUUUUAUCAAUUAAGUUUUUUCUUUAGAAAUGUUACUUCUCUUUUAAUUUGCAUGUGUUAUCUUUCAUGUAAGUCUUGGGCAGUGAUUGUGAUCGAUAAAAGUCUGUUAUUGCUUCUAUUUUACCUAACAACAAUAGCUUUACAAGCUGGGCUGUUUUUUCUCAACACCCAUUAAUUACAGCAUUGGAAGGUAACAACCAAAUCUCAUCAACCGAUUGUUGAGUGAAAAGAAUUUCCACACAACCAUAAUUGUAUCAGUUCAAAUAUGCAUGUACAGCCUAUCAAAUGUUUUCCUUUUCAUUCUAAUAACUUACAACAAACCAACUGGGACUAAAAACAAAGGAGACAUUUUCAAUCUUUUAAUAUUUAAUUCAUGCUGUAUAAUAGAGUUUGCUUUGUUAUGGUUAGCAUUACUGAACUUUGUAAACAACUCAAACAAGUGACUACAAAAGAUCUGUUAAUCCCUUAAAAUUAAAUGUUGAGCUUAGUUUCCAAAUUGAUGGUUUUUUAACUUUCUUUCAUUUCUUUCACAAAUCAUAGAAAAAUUAAAAAAAUAUCAAAACACUUUUAUUGGCACUGCAACUGAAAAGUUUACUAAAAAACUGGAAAAAACACUUGUUUCUUCUUUAGAUGUCAUAUUCAUCUCAGCUAAUGUGAAAAUUAUUUGUUUUUCACGAAUAACUUUUCUAUGAUGUGCCAAAAUAGAGUUUGUUUAUGCAAAUGAAACUUAAUAAAUAUUGAAAGUGAAUGUCAAUAAAUAUUUUAUAUCAACUUUUGUAUAGAUAAACAGUUGUGAAACAAGUUUCUCUGUUGGUUUCCAGUGCUUUUAAGUUUACCAAAACAUCUAAUAUAAACAUAACUUGAAAAAUUUGCUGCAGAAGUCUUAACAAUGUAAGUGAGAAGUAUCAUUUUGAUGAAAUAAAAUAUGCUAUUCUUCAGAAUGUCCAUUCUUUUGGGUUUCAGACUCCCCUUAGCAUUGUUUGAUGCUCUGACUUAGUUCAUCAACAUAUCUUAAAAUAUCUAGUAUUGUUGUUCAAAUUAAAGUCUUUGGUAGGGAUGGUUUUUGAGUUUUUUCUUCUCACCAUGGUGACCAAAUGGUUGCACCAUUGAGCACUGACCACAAGCAUGAUUAGCAUCCAGUUGUGCUUGAUGGCUUGCCUAUGUGGUUUAGGCUGCUGGGUUUGCAAACCCUCUACUUUGAAGCUUAAAUGGAUAUGCUUCUUGGAGUACCUGGGAUCAAUUUAUUUGCUGCAGUUUAUUAAACAGCAAACUAAUUCACAUGUCACCAGUUUGGCGUUAUGUCAAUUAUAAAGCUUUACUUCAAGUUGGUAGUCAAUACUUUUGAAUUUUUAUUUUUGAGAAGCACACAUGAUCCUACAUGUAAAUAUAUCAACUUAUACAUUGAACACUAAAAAAGCUAAUAUUUAUUAAAAUUUUUAUUUAUUUAUUGCUUAUAUCCAGUAUCAAAUAGGUCAACUGUUCAUGAUAAGUAAACACAGCCAUGAACAGAGUGAGCAAGGUGAAGGAGUCCAUGUGGUAAAAAAUGAGCCCUGUGAGGACCCAAAGUUUGGAAAGGGACAAUUCACAGAAAAGAGAGUUUAUUUAUCCAGGUACAAGUUAUGGCAGAUUUAAUGUAUUUGCAAUGUAGAGUUUGAGGUUUUUUUUUGUUAGGGUUUAUUCCAAGAUUUCACUGUAAGUUAUUUUGUGAAUUUGUGCACCUGUAUAUGUAUAUGGAAGAUGGUAUGUGUUAUAUUAGACUUCUGUUGUAUUGGGUAUUUCCCUUGUGAAGUUACCUCUAAUUGAGAAUGUAAUUUUAGGAGUGAGGAUUGGGUGUUACAUUUGUGCCAGUUUAUAGAGGUAAUUCCUAUGCACUAUUUAGUCACCAAUAAUCUUCUGCGGGAGGCUUGGGAACAGAGAGCAAUCAUCUUGAUAUCGUGAACCUCCUGAUAACAUGACCAGCAAGCUUCUGGACAGACUGUUAGUCUGCAGAUAAUUUAUUUAGGGAAUCUUAAUUAACCUGGGUGUCAAAAAGUUGUCAAAAUUCAAUUAGUGAAAACAGAAUCUGCCUGUAGAAUUUGAUGCUGCCCACUAGAGAGCUUGCUCACAGCCAACCUGAUAACCUGUUUUAACCCUGUUUUAACUUCAUAAACAACCCAUGUUUAAAUGUGUCCAAAGAUGAGAGGAAUGGGCUCUAGCACCAGGCUGACAGGGCUAGUGUAGAGUGUUGUGAAAUAAGCCAAACACCUUACCCUCACAGGGGCAUAGCCAGGAUUUUUCAAAGUGGGGUCACUCUGUGCUAAACAGAUGGUACUCAUCAGUUUUUACCACCUGAAUAUUGCUGGUUGUUUGUCAAAAAGAAAGGCUUACAACAAGGCUUCCAAAGGGGAGGUCACAGGCACCCAGGGACACCCCCCCCCCUUCCAGCUAUGCCCUUGUCUGAAAAUUAUUGGGAGGAAUUUCUUAAAAAAGCAUUGAGUUGUAAGAAGUUGUCAGUUAUAAAGGGAAGUUUACUGUUUUCCAUUUUUUCUUUUCUUUUUUUUUCAGUCGUCUUCCUGGAUGGAUGCGGUCCUAUAUUCCAAAAAUAUUCUAUGUAGAAGAAAAGGCUUGGAAUUAUUACCCUUUCACUAUAACAGGUCAGUAAAGAUUAUGAGAGUUUGCCUCAAAUAUACUAGUUAACCCUUGUACUUGGCUUAGUCAUUUACUCCUGAAUGACAUACAAUUUUUAACCCUGUAACUCCCAAAAUCUCAUUAGUAAUUCUCUAACUGUCUGCCAUACAGUUCUUGUGAUGUUAGCUUGGAGUAUUUGGUAUUGGAUCUACCAGUAAUCCCCUAAUUGAUAUUUUUCUUUAUUCUCAUCACUUCUGUGCUUGAUAUUGUAUUGAUGUUGUAAGGAGAAAUUAUGUCUUGGUCCCUCAUGGGAGUUAAAGGGUUAAUUAACAUGCAUCAAACAUUGAAGGAAAUGAUCUCCAACCUCAUUUACUUCUCAAGGUUUUUUUUCAAUGACGAAAAGGGGUAAUAGUUGUUUCUGCGUUUAAGUUUGUAUUUUAAUAAUAAUUUCCUCUUCCUUUUCAUUCUCCUUCACUCUCUAUCAACAGAAUAUUGUGUGAGUACCCUCUUUUUAUUUACUUGAAUUACAGUUUGUGCAUUUCCCAUAAGCUUGAAACCAACAGAAGGCUGCCCUGCACAAGAAAUGUUUAAGUUAUAAGCUGUCUACAUUGAAAAAGUACUAGCCAAGGCAAUUUAAAGGACAUUUUAUCAGAAAAAAAGAUGAGGUUUUUCCUUCUAUUGUUGAAUUACAAGAAAUGGAAAGAAAAGUGGAAAAGAUCAAUGUGAUGUAUAUCAAGUCAGAUUAUAGUAACCCAACAGCCCCUUAGAAACACCCUCUCUCUAUGUCCCUGUAACUCAAAAACAAGUAGACUAAAUUGUGAUGUGUACAUACUGUUUAGAGCCGCAAAGUACAAAAAAAAUAAGAUGGCUUUGAACUGUUUUUACAGAUUUGUUUGAAUUUUGGAGACAAAUAUUCAGAUAUGCAGAUUACAAUCCAUCUGGAGCCACCAGACUUAUUUUUCAGUUACAGACUGAUAAAGCAAAGUGUUAGCAUGAUAACCUGAGUUUGUUAGAGAAAUAUAAUGAUCACAGCUUUUCAUGUGAUAGUUAGGCAUCUGUGGUCUCUUAGAGACCAGUUUCAAGAAAUCAGACAAAACAGAGGAAUUGAUCUCUGACAAUUACAUAAUCUUUCGCUGUUUCUCUAUGCAGUGCUCCUUUCUUCCAAGAUUUUCAAUUAGGAUUAAAACGAAAUAUUUCAAUGAUAAUGGAAGUAUAGACAAUGUAAGUAUAUUCUUAGCUAAGACUUUCUUUAGUUAUCAUUUUAAACUUUAAGUUAUGUAUUAUAAAUACUAAAGACUGAGAUUUAAACUGAUCACUGAGAUGAAAUACACUGUCACAAUGAUGACAAUUAAGUUUUCACAUCUCAACAAGUUUUUUGUAUCUCGUUCAAAUUGAUUUUGAUAUACUGGUCACACAGACUGUACUUGUGAAAUAGUUCUGACAUUGGUUUUUUUUCACUUAAAAUGUUAAUAGUUAUUUGCAUUGAUUUAACAUUGUAUGUGACCUUUCUUUUUUUUUUAAAAUAUGAUUGGUUGUAUCUUUCUUGCAGUGUUUUGAAUUAGAUGAGGAAACACUUGAAACAAGGGAAGUUGUGGCAAUUGAUAUAGCUUAUGAUGAAUUACCAGAAAAACAUUAUGUUCCAGAAGAGGUAAGUCAUAUGCUUAACUAUAGCAUACUUCUGAUAAGAGUUUAACAUUAAACAACCUCUUGAGAGUACAAAGGUUCAAAAAAUAACCAAGAAACUGCAAUAGAUUGAGUAUUAAGAUUCUGAGAUUAGAUCCCUAGACCUUUGUUAUGAUUUUACACUGAAUUUGAGGGCAUUAAAAUUGGGCCAGUAGUGUACAUUGCAGUGUGAAAUAUUGGCUUCAUUACCAACUGAGAUGCUAACCAUGUGGGUCUUGAGGAAAGCCUCACAGCUCUGACAACAAAAGUGAUGGAGAGUUCAAAUUGUGUGGAGAUUUUGAUCAACUUACUUGGAUGUUUGUGACAUCAGUAAUGAAAUUUGAAAUAUUUUUCCUGUUCAUCUAGGACUGUAGGUAUUUCAAAUCAAAGAAAACAGGUAGAGGUCCUUUAAAGGAAGGAUGGAGGGUGAGUGUAGAAUAUUUUCUUAACUAUUUAAAUGGUAUGUACAUUCCAACAGUAAAUUAAAAUUUUUGUUUAAAUUGGUAGAAAUUCCCUAUUACACUAAAAAUGGUUGUAAAUUCAUGAGGUGAUGCUUUGCAUCACACAGAAUUAUCAACUAGUCAUGCAACCACAUAGUUCUGUUCUUUGCUGAUGAGGAUGUCCCUUCUAAUAUUGUGGACCAAACACACUUGUUGGGGGUGUGAAAUGAUCUCCUUCAAACCUCUUUGAAUUUGUCUUUAUAUUAACUUACAGAAUUGUUUAUAUUAGAGAACACAUCUGUAGAGAAGGAAUCAUUGUCACAUUUGGACAGAGUUGUACUUUUUCAGUUUUGUUAAUGUACGAGUAUCGUACAUAGAUACUUCAGAGUACUCUGUUGUUAUGGUACAACUUAUAAAACUAGAAACAUGGGCAAUAACUACUGAAUAAUGUAAUCAUGACAUUUUUCCCCUAAACCUCUUAAAUAUUACUAAAACAGAAACUGUUUGUAAUUUUAGGAUGAUACUCAACCCAUCAUGUGCUCAUAUAAAGGUUACAUAAGCAUAUGAUCUAGUACAACAAAACUUGAAACAUGGGCAAUAAUUCAUGAAUGAUGUAAUCAUGUUGUUUUUUCCCCUGAAUCUUGUAAUAUUACUAAAACAGAAACUGUUUGUAAUUUUAGGAUGAUACUCAACCCAUCAUGUGCUCAUAUAAAGGUUACAUAAGCAUAUGAUCUAGUACAACAAAACUUGAAACAUGGGCAAUAAUUCAUGAAUGAUGUAAUCAUGUUGUUUUUUCCCCUGAAUCUUGUAAUAUUACUAAAACAGAAACUGUUUGUAAUUUUAGGACGAUACUCAACCCAUCAUGUGCUCGUAUAAACUAGUUAGUGUUUCUUUUGAUGUUUGGGCCUUAGCUUCAAGAGUAGAGUCCUAUGUGCAUAAGGUGAGGGUCAGUGCUUCUCUUAUUCCUGUACCCAAGUAAACAAAGGUGGUAGAAAUAGAGUGUAAUGAUUGCUGAAUGGUGAAUCAUGAUAUUUAAGUGAAUUAAAGGUGGACUGUAAUAUAAAAAAGGAAUUGUAUGAUGGAGGUAGUUAUAGUGGAUAGUUUUUCCUCAGAACCUCUUGCCAAUAAAAAACAGUUUUGAAAGAAGUACAUGAUUACCAAUUUCCACAUUUUUCUGAUACUUUUCACCCCUUUGCACAAAAGCUUUAACUCUUUGAAAAAGCUGCAAUAGUUGUCACUGUAUCUGUCAUGACAGAAUUUUUCCAAUGCAUGAAUUACUUGCAUGAAUUGGAAGCGUUUUGAAUUUGUGGGACUGAUUAUCCCCAACUGUCAUGUUUUAGAUCAAAGCUCACAGAGCUUCUUGUGGCAGCCAUAGGUCACUGUGAUUGGUUGCCUGGCAUGUUUCAUUGUAAUUAAUAAUACUUUAGGUAAUUAAUUUACCUAGUACCUCUACAGAAAGGAAUUAAGCUGUACUAUAUACUGUAUGUCAACAGGUUAUUCAAGAUAUUUUAUUACUUGGUCACAGACAAGCAUUUGCUUGGAUUGAUGAUUGGAUUGGUAAGUGUAUGUACUUUUAAAUAAAAAAUUUCUCAAUUGAUAAAGGACAAAAUUUGUACAUGUGCAUUAUGUAAAUUAUUCAACUUUCCUGCUGUGCUUUGUUAAUUGCCCACUUCUUUACCUCCUGCCUGCCAGUUUAAAUUUCUUACACAUAUUUACACCAUUUGUUUGAGUGUUUACUCUGUGCCAGAGUAGCACAGAGAUACUAAAAUACAUCAGCUCAAAGUAAUGCCAGUUGUAAUAUUGCAAUGUACAUUAUAGAAUGUAGGCAGGGACAAUUCUGAGAUGGGGUGGCGUUAACGCUAAUGUGUUGACUGUAAGGCCUAGGUUGUAGCAUUAUUUUAAACCAAACUGUACUGACCAAAAAGGUGUAGUAGUGUCAGGAACGAAAAAAAAAAAAAAAAAAACCCAUUUGUGCAUAAGCUCCCUAUUAAUAAUUUAAUUACACUUCAAGGUAUGACCAUUGAUGAUGUAAGAACAUAUGAGAAAGAAAUGCAGGAGAAGACAAACACCAAAGUUGGGGCAGAUAUUUAA
This is a messenger RNA of Pocillopora meandrina, 8030 nucleotides long. Lineage: Eukaryota; Metazoa; Cnidaria; Anthozoa; Scleractinia; Pocilloporidae. The record is from the annotation of a GenBank genome assembly.